UAUAUUAACGAGAGGUUUAAUUUUAACUACCAUACUACAUCGCCAAUCGAAUCAGCCAACCGAAAUUUGAAGAGUUUUAUUAUUAGCGGUAAUAAUUAUAUCCCCCAACUCUCUGAUUCCUAUACCCUCUCUAACUCCCAACCUUACCUAUUAUAUUGA
Molecule: messenger RNA, 159 nt
Organism: Neurospora tetrasperma FGSC 2508
Lineage: Eukaryota; Fungi; Ascomycota; Sordariomycetes; Sordariales; Sordariaceae
Exons: 1
Source: RefSeq, a predicted model, not a curated record